AUGAUACCAGACCCAACCGACCCGGCCCUUUUGCGUGAACACGCCUUCUAUGAUACCGGUGACUUGGGUACGGUUUUGAAUAUUGACACCUUCACUGAAAAGGGUGGAUUCAAACCAAUUCUAAAAUACGGACUUGGAUACUUCAAUUAUGGAUUCGGCCUACAAGACGAGAUCUACGAUAGGAGUAUUUUAUACAUGGUGAAGUCGCAUUUACAUGACCAUCCAAAUCCGUAUCUGUUUCUAAUCCUGGUGUUUUUCGCGGCGUCUAUAUUCACUCUCUUGCCGGUCAACGGAGUGCUUACGGGCAGAAAAUCCAGAAGCAAGAAAAACGAGGACGAUGUAUACUAUGUGAAGGUUUGA
This is a messenger RNA of Lachancea mirantina, 360 nucleotides long. The record is from the annotation of a GenBank genome assembly. Lineage: Eukaryota; Fungi; Ascomycota; Saccharomycetes; Saccharomycetales; Saccharomycetaceae.